This is a messenger RNA of Neurospora tetrasperma FGSC 2508, 1150 nucleotides long. RefSeq lists its product as uncharacterized. NCBI's taxonomy places the organism in Eukaryota, Fungi, Ascomycota, Sordariomycetes, Sordariales, Sordariaceae. The transcript has a single exon. The record is from RefSeq and is a predicted model, not a curated record. Gene Ontology annotation, molecular function: oxidoreductase activity, acting on the CH-OH group of donors, NAD or NADP as acceptor. Bases 77 to 1150 code for a protein of 357 amino acids.
CUGGUAAAAUCUUGUUACUUUCGCGAUUUUCGAAGGAACCAGCCCUCACUCAACCUCAACCAGAAAAAAUUGCACCAUGGCGAACACACCCCUCAUAAUCACACAGGAACCCUUCAUCCCUCUCAACUCCCUAGUCCUUAUCACCGGCGUCAACGGCCUAAUCGCCAGCCACAUAGUCGACCAGCUCCUCUCAGCCGGCUACCGCGUCCGAGGCACCGUGCGUAACAAAGCUCGAUGCGCCUGGGUCGAGCCCUUCUUCACCACCCGCUACGGCGUCAACCGCAUCGAAGUCAUUGAAGUCCCCAACAUCACCGCCCCCGGCAUCUGGAACGCUCACGUCGCCGGCGUCUCCGCCGUCAUCACCGUAGCCGGGGUCGCCUGGCUCGACGACAGAGACGUGCCAAAAGCCGUCAACGAAGAACUCAAGUGUCUCUACGGUCUUCUCGACGCCGCCAAGAUGCACUCCAACACUGUCCAGGCGUUCAUCUACACCAGCUCUUCCUGGGCGGCUUAUACGCCCAAGGUCGGGAUUCGCAGGACUCUGACGGAGGAGUCAUGGAAUCACGAGGCGGUGGCGUUGGCUGAAGAUUCGGGCAUCCCUGAUGCGGAAAAGGGCCUCGCUCCGUUCAUGGCCAUCAAAGUCAAAGUUGAGGAGGCGCUGUGGGAUUGGGUUGCGAGGGAGAAGCCGACGUUUACUUUCAACGCGAUGCUCAUUUCCACCGUCACUGGGCCCAUCCUUGAUCCCGACAAUCAGUCAGCCAGCACAGCCGGGCUGGUUAGGGCUUUAUACAAUGGGAAACCGAAGGAAGCACUCGAUGUAAUUCCUACUUUCGGUCCGCAGUCGUCCAUUGAUGCUCGAGACGCAGGUCGGCUGUAUCUUGGCGUGCUGGUGUCGGGACUAACUGGAUCAAGGGUUUAUGGGUCUGCGGAGCAGUUCAGUUGGAACCAAACUCUGGACAUUCUCAAGGAGUUGUAUCCUAAAAAGAAGGACUGGGUGAAAUUGCCGAGUUCAAAUCAAAUUGAUGAAACGGAAAUUCCUGUGGACAUCCCCUUCUCGUUGUUGCGUACUGUCGGACAGGAGGGAUGGACGGGCUUGAAGGAGAGCAUCAAAGACGCGGCGGAGAGUUUUGCUCCGACUGGACAGUGCUGA